CUAGAGGAGGGCACACUUGCAGCAGGAGAGGGAGAAAGAAAGUACGAAGUGAGCGGACUGAGCGUCAAGUGCGGUUACAAUGAGCGGAUAAAGAAGAGGCGCAGAGGGUACCCGCGCACCGCGUGCACUGUUUAAGGGCUGUGUGCGGAGAGAAAAGGGAAACGCAGAGAGGAGCUUAGCGACAGAGAAGCCUACAUACGCAGUCUGAAACGACGUGUUAUGGAGGACCUAGGAGAGAUGGACUGCCCGGUGGUGAAGCGGCUCCUAAAAGACGACAGCGCCAAGUGCCUGCUGCUGGACUGCCGCUCGUUCCUCGCCUUCAGUGCGGGGCACAUCCGCGGCGCCGUCAAUGCCCGCUGCAACACUAUCGUCCGCCGCAGAGCCAAGGGCUCCGUGUUGAGCCUGGACCAGAUACUAGCCGGGGACGAGGAGGUCCGGGGCCGCCUACGCUCCGGAAUGUAUUCCGCGGUGGUGCUGUACGACGAGAGGACGCCGGACUCUGAGACGGUGAAGGAGGACAGCACUCUGACCCUGGUCCUCAAUGCGGUGUGCAGUGACUCCUCCGGCACACAGAUAUACCUGCUUAAAGGUGGAUAUGACAGAUUUUUCGCAGAGUACCCAGAGUACUGUUUAAAGACCAAAUCCUUGCCAUCCCUCACCAGCCAGUCCAGCAUCGACUCUGCCUGCUCGUCGUGUGGAACGCCACAUCACGAUCAGGGGGGUCCAGUGGAGAUUCUCCCGUUUCUCUACCUUGGCAGCGCCCUCCAUGCCUCGAAGAAAGAGGUUUUAGACGGUAUCGGAAUCUCCGCCUUGCUGAACGUGUCCGCAGACUGUCCAAACCAUUUCGAGGGGGCGUACCAGUACAAAUGUAUUCCUGUGGAGGAUAACCAUAAAGAAGACAUCAGCUGCUGGUUCCUGGAGGCUAUUGAGUUCAUAGACUCAGUAAGAGACUCCAGUGGGCGAGUGCUGGUCCACUGUCAAGCAGGCAUCUCUCGCUCUGCAACAAUCUGCCUCGCCUACUUGAUGAAGAGGAAGCGGGUGCGACUGGAUGAGGCGUUCGAGUUUGUGCGCCGGCGUCGCAGCAUCAUUUCCCCGAACUUCAGCUUCAUGGGUCAGCUGCUGCAGUUCGAGACUCAGCUCCUCGCCACCUCGUGUGCUGCAGAAGCCGCUGCCACCGCGAGCCCUCUCCUCGGACCCAAAUCCUCAGCGACCACCACCUCGACGUCAACGACACCCACCUCCCCGUUCAUUUUUAACUUUCCAGUUUCUGUGGUGAACUCUGCCUACCUGCACCACAGUCCACUCACGACCUCCCCUGGCUGCUGAUGGACAGCCGAUCAUCAACCCCCCCUCCCCCCUCUAAACCCCAAAAACAAAACUAUCUGAGCACAGACUUGGCUGCCAUUGUCUGGAUGGGUGGUCAGUCUUAGUGGCUGUUGCAAGAUGUACAUGCUUCCAGGGCGGGGGAGAGGUGAAAAGCGUCAUGGUGCCUAUUUCAAAACUCAAAGACUGAAAACAAAUCUUUUUAUAGUUCAGAAACCAGCCAACGCUCCUUCCAUUUUCAACUCUAGAUUUCUUCUGAUUGACCAAAAAUGAACUGGCUUUUUCAGUAAAGUACGGACGGAGUGUUGGACUGACAUUUACUGAAGUUACACCCUCUUCUUUGUAAAAACAAAAACAACAACACGCACAGAGGCACACUGAUACACACGCUGACACAGAGAGACAUUAACAGCAUUGAACACUCUGCCUCACACACACACACACACACACACACACACACACAUUCAUGACUACCAACUGAAUAAGCUCAGUAUGAAGACAGAGUCUGUUGCUAUGGAGACAACAGGUCUUUAGGAGAGGAGAUGGACACAGGAAGGAAGGAGGAAUUUUAAGCACCAGCUCCUUCCCCUUUGGGUGUCCCUCCUGUUGCCAGACAAAGAGAUGGAUGGAGAAAAGAGGGGAGGAGACACUGAUAGAAAGCAGGAGCCUCUUCAGUGACAGGUGCUCUGUCGGCGAUCCGACCGGAGCUUCCUGCCUUUUAUACGUCCUCUUCCUCCCUCUGUCUCUCACCCACCCACACACACCUUCCUCUCCUCUCAUCUCCUUUUCAUCCUCUUUUAUUCACCCCCCCCCCCCGGUCUUCAUAUUCCUCCCCCUCUCACCGCUGCCUCUCAUCAUUACCCCUUCCACCCUCUCUCAUCUGCUCCUCAUCUCUUCACUAAAGACGCUAAAUAUAUAAAAUAAGAUGGCAAUUAUAGGCCAGGGCCCUCCCUGUUGGACUGGGAAACCCCUUUGCUGGUCCCUGAUAAACACUGUAGGAAAGCCCAUCUGCCACAAAUCAUUUUGUAUUUUGAGUUCAGAGCCUCGAGGAAAUAAUGCCUUUACAAAAAAAUGGUUUCUGCUAUUAGACUUCACACGUCUUAUUUGUGACAUUUGGGGGCGAUUCUGAUGUUUCUGGAGAUCAAAGGUCCAGUUAAGAAGCACAGUUCUCGGCUCUGGGAGACUCUUAAGACAAAAACAGAGCCGCUUAGAGAAUCAUGCUGGUGGUCCUGUAUAUUUUAACCCAUUACAAAUAAUUUAUGGCCCUAUGCUUAACCAUUUUCCAAAGCAUACAUUACUUUUUUAUACAAGUUAUUUUGUUCCCUUCCCUCAAAUCUGUUCAUUUUCUUAGGGUACUCAAAUGAACUGAAAAUUGCUCCUAUGCUUUGGAAAAUGGAAAUUAUUUAGUUAAUGGGGAAAAAUAUGCACCAGUAAUGGAUGUUUGUGCCUUGUUCAUAAAGGUAUCCCCUGAACUUUGGUGUUCCUGGAUUCUCCAGUGAAACCAAACUUUUUCCUUAGCUGCUAGAAUGCGUAAUGCUGAAUGUUAAUAAUGAGCCUUUAAAAAAAAAAAAAACUCAGAACUUCAGCUGUGCAUACCAGACUCUUUUUUUCCUCAAUGUCACAAGAACAAAAGCUUUUAAUUCAUCUCCCUAAUCAUACAUCCACAUAUGAAUACAAACACACACAAACAAAUCAUGUACUAAAUGUUAUUAGGUGUCAGACUUACAAUGAACUCCACAGACAAUUAUUCAGGAUGGCAAAAGUAAAAAAAAAAAAGAGAAAAAGCGUAUCAAAAGCAAUGUUUAAAUUGAUUUCCUGAGCUACAAAGACCAACUAUUAAAACAUUUCAAAGUAAAUAAUGAUUAUCACACAAAAAUUUCAUUUUUGUAGUUUGGUUUUGGAAGUGGAUCAAAGCAGUUUUUAGAGGCAAUAUUUUCUUAGAUUUCCAUCCUCUGAUGUUUUCACAGAUACUCCAAACUGUAGCUGGGUUUGAUAAGACAGGAUAUUUAAAGAUUGUUUUAAAAACAUCAGGAACCCCCAGUGUUGCUCCUUGUGUUAAUAAACAAGGAAACAAUACAACUCAAACGUGUAUUGAUUUAACAUUUAAAAUCCAUACUAAAAAAAUAAGUAAUGGAAAAGGAGAACGUCGUCCUUAUGUUCAAUCAGUGUAUGUCUGAGUUCUGAUGUUCACCCCUACACACACAUACAUACAGACCACAACCUUUUCUGUUUUUAGGCUUCUCCACAGUUCUCCUUGUAGCAGUUUGUUAGAAGUCUUACAAUACUGUUCUUACAACUCAUUCAAGGAAAGAAACAAUAGCAAUGACUUUUUUACGCUAUCACACCCAAGCUUCAUGUCAAAUCCUUCAUUACAUCCCAGUCUGAGACGAGUUUUGUAGUGCUGCCUCUGAACGGGCUCAGCUCUACACUCAGUGCUAGACAUCCAAAGGCACAAAGUCCGUCCAUGUUCGCUUUUAUACCCGGGUGCUCAUGUGCGCACUAAAUAAACAGGCAGACACACACAUACACACAUGGUUUCAAAGUAAACAAACGUUUCUGUUUUUUGAAGAUUGUCAGCACCUAUCUCUGUAGCACUUUGAAGUGAUGCAAUACUGUAUUUAUAAUUUAUAGGUAAUUUGUACAUCAUGAUUAUGGUAGACUGGCUAAACUUUGCAGUAUGUGAUUUUAUCGAUGUUAAGUGAGAGACAGAGAGUGUGCGAGAAAAGAGAGCAAAUCAGUAAAAAACGCAAUACUUUCUACACAUUGUGUGGUACCUGUCUGUCUGCCUCUCUGUGUAGGUCCAUCUGUCUUGAGUGUCUCUGUCUAGUCAAUGCUGUUUACCCAUCAUGGCAAUAUCAAUACUUCACUUGGACAUUUAUAUAUAGAAAAAACAACUUUCCCUCAAUUUUAUUGUGGAAUGAAUGAUCCGUGCAUUUAUUUAUUACUGAAGAGCCACUGUUGAAUAAACAAUGUUCUUAA
Messenger RNA from Labrus mixtus (cuckoo wrasse), 4302 nucleotides. It is a transcript of the gene dusp4, whose product is annotated as dual specificity phosphatase 4. NCBI's taxonomy places the organism in Eukaryota, Metazoa, Chordata, Actinopteri, Labriformes, Labridae. The record is from RefSeq and is a predicted model, not a curated record. Gene Ontology annotation, molecular function: MAP kinase tyrosine/serine/threonine phosphatase activity; protein tyrosine/threonine phosphatase activity. Bases 220 to 1326 code for a protein of 368 amino acids. Gene Ontology annotation, biological process: endoderm formation; protein dephosphorylation; negative regulation of MAPK cascade. The transcript is spliced from 5 exons. Gene Ontology annotation, cellular component: nucleus; cytoplasm.